CAAAACAAUUUUUAUAUUUAGCCGCUUCCUUUUGUUGUUUAAUCGAGGGGGAGAAGCGAUUUUCUUGGACGAAAACAAUUCGACAAAAACUACUAAAAAUAUAAUAAUAAAUCUCAUAAAUAUUAUAUAAAGUUGGCGCAAAAACAAAAUAUAACAAGAUAGAAUGAUUAUUAGGAUUAACUUUUUGUUAAUCCAGAAGGCUUCCUAAAAUUUGUUUAAUUCACCUUGGAAGCAAUCCAGCUACAAAUUGUUUUAAGUAAGGUGCUAGCAGAUUAUUCAGUAGACCUUAGUUGACUUGAGUGUUUAAAAAUGGAAUGGCAAAGUAAUGAACAAAACGCUCCAGGAAAGCCGAAAGAUGACGCUAACUGGAGGAAAGAGUUCGAUACUUAUUUUCAAUUCAUCGAGUCACUGCAAGUCUUGCUGACUGUGCGCAGGAAACUGGAGAUGCAAUUAGAUGAUUUAAAGUCCGAAGCUAUAUUUAAUAUAAUGAAUACAACCUACGAAACGGCCAUCGACAAUAUUUCUAAGGAAAUUUCCAACUUUCAGGAUACAAUUGUGGAUUUGGAUGAAAUUCAUAAAUUUAAAACUCGAUUAAGAAAUAUGGAAUUCAAAACUGCUCUACAACGAAUUCCUUUGCUGAGGAAACUAAACUCAGACAUUAAAUACUAUGAAGGGAAACUUGAGAAUAACGUGGGGAGGGCUGAGGAGAGCCUCAAUAACCAAGUAUCUUUUUUCAAGCAAAAAUUAUCAGACUUACUCAAACAAUUAUGCCAUACAAUAAUUGAAGAUAAGAUUGUCUUUCUGGAACUCAAAGAGCAUUACAGGGUAUUGGUAGAAAAGUAUUGUGAGCUUGAAAAUCAAGCUGUUGAGCAGCAUGCAUCAUUUGAUCUGUUCAAGAAUUUGGUGGUAAAUGAAGCAAUUGCUUUUCGCAAACAGAAAAGAAUCCCAGAGACUCAUUUCGAUGAACCUUCCGCAAUGGAACUUGAUGGUGAAAAGGACGACGAUGAAAAGGAAGCCGACUGGAAAAUAGGACGACUUGAAAAGAGAAGGCUAAAUCAACAACUAGAGUAUAAUAAUCAAAAGAAGCCAAAGCUUGAGACUCCAACAGAGACUUCAACUCCUCUGGUCUUAGAUAAAAUACCCGAAAAAGAUCCCUGGAUGAUGCCAAAGAAUCCUGAGACUCCAAAGACGCCUUCAUAUAAAACAGCCGAAAGGCAUAUUGAUCAAAUUAUGACGUUUAAUCCAUCUGAUCCAGACUACAUUGUUGAAUAAUAAUUUACAUCCAGAAAGAUUCGUUAAUUACAAUAUCGACUUUUUUUAGAAUUAUUUCACAAAAAAAGCAAAUGUCAUUAAAGAUUUCAUAGACCAGAUACACUCCAAACCACGUCCCCCACCGAGACAUGACAAUAAAACAGACAAAGACAACGAACUGGAUCAGAAAAUCAGAGAGAUAAUUCAUGCAAUUGAAUAUAUGUAUAAUAUUCACUAGUCGAAGAAUCACUGUAAUUUAUUUAGUUUCAAUGUGCAGUUAACAAAAAUCAAUAAACCAAUUAAAUUCCCACAAAA
Messenger RNA from Aethina tumida (small hive beetle), 1566 nucleotides. RefSeq lists its product as uncharacterized. NCBI's taxonomy places the organism in Eukaryota, Metazoa, Arthropoda, Insecta, Coleoptera, Nitidulidae. The transcript is spliced from 8 exons. The record is from RefSeq and is a predicted model, not a curated record. The coding region runs from base 310 to 1272 and encodes 320 amino acids.